This is a messenger RNA of Xiphophorus hellerii (green swordtail), 6518 nucleotides long. RefSeq names its product leucine-rich repeats and immunoglobulin-like domains 2 (gene lrig2). NCBI's taxonomy places the organism in Eukaryota, Metazoa, Chordata, Actinopteri, Cyprinodontiformes, Poeciliidae. Gene Ontology annotation, molecular function: protein binding. The record is from RefSeq and is a predicted model, not a curated record. The transcript is spliced from 18 exons. Bases 498 to 3641 code for a protein of 1047 amino acids.
UGGGGCGGGAUCUUUGCUAUCCUUUGUCAUCAGUUUACGGCGCAUUGUUUUUCUUUUGGGACAGGGCUCCAAAAACAUUAUUAUAAUUUGUACGAAAAAUAGGCUUUUAACGUUUCCGUUGUUGUCUUGCAACCAGAAGCCGUCGGAGCAUUUAUUUUAGGCUAUUUCGUUUUCCGGGAAGUGUUGUAUUUUUGGGGUCAAACCAGUUUAGCCGUUAGCUGGUUAGCCUGGCAGGUGAGGCUGUCCUGAUUGGAGCAGGACGAAUUCCAGGCUGGUCGAAGAAGGGAACAAAUCUCAGCUACUAUGCUUCACGCAAGUUGGACAACAUUGGAUUACACGAUUUGUGUUGGGUUUGUGACGCUAGUAAAGCUGAAUUAUGUGUUCAUUAGACUGAAAUCAAACGCCUCGGAUAGUUUGGUGCCUUUGUAGCUCUUAAAAGUGCCAUUUGAAACGGUCUGUUAGCCACGUAGCUACAUCUCAGUAGGAGGACAUUUAAAAUGGCGGAAGGUUGGCCCAUUCUUCCAGCUCUUGUCCUGCUACUGAGUUUCAGUGCCUGGGUCACAGACUCUUGUCCUGCUGCUUGCUCCUGCCCAAAAGGACAAGAUGAGGUCCAUAUUUUGGAAUGCAACAGGAAAAGACUGUCCGCUGCCACCUUGGACGUCCCAGAUGGGAUAACUCAAGUCACCAUGAACCACAACGAGUUGGCUGUUUUCCCCUUUCUUGGAAACGUUUCAUCAAACAUUACCUCACUUUCAUUAGUCCACAAUCGGAUCUCAGAACUGUUGAUGCAUCAGCUGCAACCAUACAUUUCCCUGGAAACACUGGACCUAACGUCUAACUCUAUCUCUGAGCUCAAAGUGGGAGCUUUUCCAUCCAUCCAGCUCAAAUAUCUGAAUUUGAGUAACAAUAAAAUCAGCCUCCUGGAGCCUGGCUGCUUUGAAAACAUCUCCAGCUCACUGCUGGUGCUUCGGCUGAACAGGAACAGAUUAGUUACGCUGCCGUCAAAAGUCUUCAAACUUUCUCAGCUUCAGCUACUGGAAAUGAAGCGUAAUAAGAUCAAGAUAGUGGACAGUCUGACAUUCAAGGGUCUGGACUCGCUAAAGUCUCUAAAGAUGCAAAGAAAUGGCAUCACAAAGCUCAUGGAUGGAGCAUUUUUUGGGCUAAACAACAUUGAAGAGCUAGAGCUGGAACACAACAACCUAACGGAGGUUAAUAAAGUUUGGCUGUAUGGCCUCCGGAUGUUGCGCAUCCUGCAGAUCAGCCACAACGCUAUAGGUGUUAUUCGUGCUGACGCCUGGGAGUUUUGUCAAAAACUGGAGGAACUAGACUUGUCCCAUAAUCACCUGACGAGAAUUGAGGAGACUGCUUUUGUUGGAUUAGGAUUCCUGGAGACUUUGAACCUGGGAGAAAACGCCAUCAGCCAUUUGGGAGAAGGCGUGUUUAGGAGCUUGGCACAUCUGCGCACCUUAGAUAUUCGCAACAAUGAAAUCUCAUGGGCCAUUGAAGACUCCAUUGCUGUAUUUGAUGGAAUGAAGAAGCUGAACACACUAAAUUUGCAGCGGAACAAAAUCAAAUCAAUCACUCAGAAGGCAUUUGAGGGGCUGGAUGAGCUGAAGGAGCUGGACCUUGGCAAGAACGGUAUCAUGUCCAUACACCCUGAGGCGCUUUCCCAUUUAGAACUCGAAGUAUUUGUCCUGAACUCCAGCAGCCUGCUGUGUGACUGUCAUAUGCAGUGGCUGGGUCCCUGGCUGACCGAAAGCCAGUUCCUUCAUUCUGUCUCUGCUGUCUGCGCCCAUCCUGCUGGUCUACUUGGUCGCAGCAUCCUUUCAAUCAGCCCAGAGGAGUUUGUUUGUGAUGAUUUCCCCAAGCCUCGGAUCACAACCCACCCAGAGACCUCUGUGGCUUUGAGGGGCAACAACAUGACUCUGAGCUGCGUUGCAUCCAGUAGCAGCGACUCGCCGAUGACCACGGCGUGGCGGAAGGACGGGGAGGUUCUCUAUGAUGCAGAAGUGGAAAACUACGCCCGUUAUCAGGAUGGACAGCUCAUCUACACCACCAUGCUUCAUCUCCUUAAUGUCAACUUCACUGAUGACGGGCUUUACCAGUGUGUUGUCUCCAAUCACUUUGGCUCCAACUACUCAAACAGGGCUAUGCUGACGAUCAACGAGAUGCCCUCCUUUCUUAAGACUCCCAUGGAUCUGACAAUCCGCACUGGGACGAUGGCUCGGCUUGAGUGUGCAGCGGAAGGUCACCCUUCUCCCCAGAUAGCUUGGCAGAAGGAUGGAGGCACUGACUUCCCCGCUGCCAGAGAGCGCAGGAUGCACGUGAUGCCAGAUGAUGACAUCUUCUUCAUCGCUAAUGUGAAGACAGAAGACAUGGGAGUGUACAGCUGUACGGCUCAAAAUGCAGCUGGCAGUCUCUCAGCUAACGCCACUCUGACCGUCCUGGAAACUCCAUCCUUCGUGCGGCCAUUAGAAGACCGAACUGUGGCACGUGGUGAAACUGCAGUGCUUCAGUGCAUAGCCGGAGGCAGUCCCGCUCCCCGACUCAACUGGACCAAAGACGACGGGCCUCUGAUGCUCACAGAGCGUCACUUUUUUGCUGCAGCCAAUCAGCUCCUCAUCAUAGUUGAUGCUGGGUUAGCUGAUGCUGGGAAGUACACCUGCAUCAUGUCUAACACCCUGGGUACCGAACGCGGCCACAUCUACCUCAGCGUCUCACCAUCACCCAACUGUGACACAUCAGUAGGGUACGACAGCGACGGCUGGACCACUGUGGGGAUCGUGGUAAUUGUUGUUGUGUGCUGUGUGGUUGGGACGUCACUCGUCUGGGUCAUUGUCAUCUAUCACAUGCGCAGGAAGAAUGAGGACUACAGCAUCACCAACACUGAUGAGAUGAAUUUGCCAGCAGAUAUCCCAAGCUACCUGUCCUCUCAGGGUACUUUGUCAGAGCCACAGGAAGGCUACAGUAACUCUGAGGCAGGUAGCCACCAGCAGCUCAUGCCUCCACUCUCCAAUGGAUACAUUCAUAAGGGCACUGAUGGAGUCUGCUAUGGAGACACAGGCAGUGAGGUGGAAACCGAAGGGAACGGGAUGCUGCACUGCAGGAUGGGCUCUCUGUUCACCGGCCGUAGCAGCUUCCAUCCUGGCGAGUCUCGUGAGGGAUUAGCGGGAGUCUCCUCUGUUGGUGCAGGUCCUCUUGUCAUCUGCUCCGAUUGCUACGACAACGCCAACAUCUACUCUCGAACGCGAGAGUAUUGCCAAUAUGCUUAUCUGGGGGAGGACGAUCCACUGGACAGGGCCCUGCCAGGCCUGAAGGACGGCCUUGGAGAAACUGCCCACCCUGAGGACACAGCACUGGACAGCCUCAUGCACAACAACCACACUUCUGCAAAGCAAUAUGUUAAAGAUUCGCUCAGCAGAACUUUAUGGAGAGAAGGUGAAGAUCCAUCAUCAGUAUCUCAACCUGGAGCUUCCCAUCUUUCAGUAACAUUACACAGGACAUCUGCUCUGACCUCUGCUGCUGACAGGGCAGUAGAGCAGAGUGAAGCAGUGGCUAACUACUUCCCCAGGCAGCCCACCCAGGACCACAGAAGUGCCUAUAACAGGACUAACCCACAGGAGCAUAGGGCUCCCACAUAGGCUCUUUAAUUUCAGGCAAUGUUUUUGCCUCAGACUUGUUUCUGCACCUCCUUACCUUUUCCAUCCUUACCUUUACCCACUACCUCCAAAGAGAUUCCUUACUUUCUGCCAAAGAUGCUCUCUUGUAUGUUUACAUUCCCCAGCUCAACUCAAGAGGACAAGCUAAUGUUCUGUACUUCAGAAGGACUGAUUUCUCAGACAGGAUUAAUUAAAAUGACCUCUUUCCAGACAUCCUCACCUCAGGAGGAGGCUGCCUCAUCUCUUCACUCUAGCUAUUCUUCUGUCUCCAACAAAAAAAAGAAUGAAUGUAUGCUUAAUGGAACCAAGUCGGACGCUGCCAGGCAGGACCACUUCUCUGAGGCAGCUGUGCCUCAGCAUUUCUGGUACUAGUUGCAGAGUACUCCACGUCUUAAGAAGAAAACACUAAGCCCUCUUUUUCAAGUGGAGGAAAAGAGGGUAAUUAAAGAGAAAGAUAUAGUUCCCUGACCAGCAGUAUUCAGUUGAUAACAUUGGAAAGACUCUUAAAGGCUUACCUCUCAUGUUUCCGCAGCCAUUCUGACCGACUCUUAUGCAAAUUCCAGAGACAAUAACACCAAAAUGUGGUGUGUAUUAUGAGUAUACACAUAUAUAAGUACAUUUUUCAUGUAUUAUCCUUAUUUGUUGUUUCAGGUUUUUAAAUCAUGUUAAUUUUACACUUUUGUUUAGAAUAAAGAGCAGUUUGGGAAGAAAACCAUUUGUUUUGCACAUGAGACUAUCACAGUUUUGCUGGGUAUUUUCUGAUGGUUGUCUAACAGAUGGCCUUGUUUUUAUAUCAAGCCUUCUCAGUGACCUUUCUUUCUACAGUAUGCACUGAUUCAUUAGCCCUUUUGUUUUCUUUGUUACAGGCACUUCAUGUUGGCAAACUUUAUUGUGCAGUUUACUUGCUGUUUUAGGUUAUAAAGAGGUUGUUUUUUAUUUCAGUUCAGUCAGAAAAUUAAUGAUCCUACAUAAAUAGUAAUGAAGCCUAUGAUUUCACUCUGGACUGUGAAAAAAGGAAUGUAUUGUGUUCUUUUAUGUGUAUGUGUAUGUAAAUAAUGUUAUCUAAUGAAUUACAUGCUCUGUUUGUGCAUUUGAGGUGAGAAUUACAGCAGCUACUUGUACAAAGCAACUUAAACGUCCGCAAUGUGUGAGCAGUAUGCCCAAAUUUUACAUUCUUGUUUUUGACAGAAAUAAUCAGACUUUAUUUCUUGAUGGUUUUUAAUUAUUUUAUGUUUUUUGAAAAGUUGAAAGUUGGGGUACAUCAAUAAAUCGGCUCAGAUUUUCUUAGUUUUGGGAAAUCUGCGAGCAGCUGAUCUUUGCAUGAGAAACUGAUGUUAUCUGUCUCCACAAAGAUCUGAAAAUGAGCCACUGUCCACUUUUACUCUGCCAUAAGAGAGGACUGACUGCCUGACUCGCCCACCAGGUCAAAUCUGCACAUACGCAAUGAACAAUGGUCACCCCACUGUUGCCAACUUAGCAACUUUGUGGCUAUAUUAGGCAACUUUUCAGAUAAAAAAUUUUUUAUCUGCAGGUCGGGCUUGUUAAAGAUUGGUGAUUGGCCAGAAUACUGCUAUAGGUGCAAUCCUUGAUGAAAGACACUAAUUGUAAAACUCUACCAUACAGUUUUAUCAGCUGCUAUGUUGUGGUUGGAUCUGAUAAAAUCAAAUCCAGUUUUAAAGAUCAUUUCAUCAUGAGCUGUCCAGAAAAAGCCCGGCUUUACACAGUUGCGUCUUCACUGAUAUAACUGUUUGAAUUAGAGAGUGUUUCAAUAUAACCUCUAAUGCGCUUUCCAUAAUAAUAAUAUUGAGUCGAAACAUCUUCAAAACAAUUUCACCAGUACUGAUUAUUAACGUAGGUUGUAUUACAAGACAGUUAUGAAAUUUCUUCUGUUUGGGAAAAGUGUACCUAAUGAAUUUUUAGCUGGGUGUGUGACUGUUUAGUUAUUUUCCCCGUUUUUCUAAUUGUCCAUUAUUAGAUUCAUCCUCAUAUGUGAGAGUUUGGAUAUAUUAUCAUCUCAAUCAUAUAAUGAUUCAGAGGAUUUGAUCUAAUUGGAUCAUUGUUGGGAUCCAAUGAGUAAAAUGGUACUAAACUCAGAAAUGCUGAAAUUAAUUUUAAAGUGUGUAAUUAUGCUGCCUCAUGCUGAUUUUUCUUUUGUCACAAUUUAUAUCUUGGGGGAAAAAACGUAUUUUUUUUUAAUAUCAGCUGUACUUUCAGUUGCCUUAAACAGCAAGUGGUAUUCAGAAAUCCUCAGUGAUGUGCAGGCAUGAACUGAAAGUUCCUCUUCUGAUCUACUUUUUUUGAUUCCAACUUGUUUUUAUAAUUCUUAAUGUGUGUUCCUAGCACUUUCUCAGCCUGUUUUUGUUUUCUGAACUUGGUAUCAGCAACAAAGCUAAUGACCAACUGGUAUCCAAGCGAAGAAUAAAGCCUUGGCAUAACUUUGUGGUCUUGUUAUUUUGUCACACUCCUUGUUUCAGUACUAAAUGAGUUUUCUGUUUUUGGUGUUUUAAAACUCUCCGUAAAUGAUGCAAAAUUGUCGGUGGAAAACUUGCAGUCAUACGUGAUCAAAAGUGAUUUAUUUGUUGGGUGUUUAAAAUUUUUAGACCAAUGCUGCCGAUGACAAAAUGUGCUUUUAGUUCUCUAAAACAUCCAUCCUGACCUUAUACCAAAGUUUAACAGCGAUUGCUCUGGCACUAUCCAAUGCUGCUCUGUUUGCUUUGUUAAAUCUUGCCUUUCCUUUUUAUAAAAUGUUUAUUUGUAUUGUAUGUCGGGCCUUGUUUAACUGUACAUUCUGUAAAGCAUGUCUAAAGAGUCUUUUUGUUACACAGCAAAUAUUCCAACAUUAAACAUGAGUUCUCAUAA